Trachymyrmex cornetzi is the source of this 1000-nucleotide messenger RNA. It is a transcript of the gene Ctr1A, whose product is annotated as Copper transporter 1A. The coding region runs from base 243 to 917 and encodes 224 amino acids. NCBI's taxonomy places the organism in Eukaryota, Metazoa, Arthropoda, Insecta, Hymenoptera, Formicidae. Gene Ontology annotation, molecular function: copper ion transmembrane transporter activity. The record is from RefSeq and is a predicted model, not a curated record. The transcript is spliced from 5 exons. Gene Ontology annotation, cellular component: membrane. Gene Ontology annotation, biological process: copper ion transmembrane transport.
GCAGACAACUGGCGUGUAGCGGACAGUCAAUAGUGGCAAGAUUCAUUACGUGUGAAAGUUUUAGAGUUUGCUCGAGUUUGCUAAUGGACUCGCAAGUGACUGUUUGAUUGCGUUCGAGACGGCGAACGAAGACAAAGAACAGUGAUAAGUCGCAUUUCCAAAAAUCUUGUCUCAUUCCGUCAUCAUAACUCGAUUUGAUUCGUCUGUUCGCUAUCACACAGCAUCGUAUAACCUUUGCAAAGAUGUCUCAUGAUCAUCAUAUAAUGAAUAGUACAGAAAACGCAUCCCACGGUAUGCACAUGGCUCAUCAUAGUAUAGACCAUGGUAUAAACCGUGGUAGUAUGGAUGAUGGCAGUAUGAACCAUGGAGGUAUGGACUAUGGGAGCAUGCAUCACGGUAUCGAGACUUCGACGGACAGCAUAUGCAGCGGCAUGGACAUGCACGGUAUGUCGAUGACGUUCCACACCGGCUACUGUGAGGUGGUGUUAUUCGAAAAUUGGAAGAUCUCAUCGAUAGGCGGUCUCAUCGGUUCGAUGAUUGGUAUCGCUAUUAUGGCUGCGCUCUAUGAGGGCUUAAAAUAUUAUCGGGAGUAUCUCUUCUGGAAGACGUACAACGCCUUGCAAUACAGGAGCGUUACGGUACCCAGUGAGAAGAAUGUGGUAGCCGAGGACAACCGGGUCGUUCAUAUGGUUGGCGAAGUAAUCCACAAACAACCGCCGACUAUGAUGUCCUGGAUGCAUCUGUUUCAAACAUUUCUGCACAUUAUACAAAUCGUCCUGUCUUACUUUUUGAUGCUAAUCUUCAUGACUUAUAAUGUCUGGCUGUGCUGUGCCGUGAUAUUGGGUGCCGCCAUUGGUUACUUCCUGUUCGGUUGGAAGAAAUCAGUGAUCGUAGACGUUACGGAACAUUGUCAUUAACAUUUAGUAAAUUGCUCUGGUUUACUCCUUUUAAACUGUUUUUUGCGCGAAAGUACGCGCACGACUGCAUUCUGGCGGAAAUG